CAUGAACCACAUGCCCCCCUAUUUCCGCCAGUGCUCUUAGCCACCUCGGCCAUCCAGAUCGACAUUGCGAAUGUAACGAUAUAAAUAGGAAUCGGAUUAUUUGGAAUUUGCGUUUUGUUAACGUUACGUGCUAGAAAUAUAAAAUGCGGGGACGACUCUAAACUCAUACGACAUAUACGGCGUCAUAUACAUAUGACUCAUACGACUCAUACGGCGUCUGGAUCAACGCCGGUUUCCCUUAUCCGGUGUAGAUGCUGCCCAAUCCACAGGAUGUCUUUCAAGAAGAACGCGGCGUCCGUCCGGAGCUGGGAGGCAGAAGGCGUUUCCAUGUUUCCGCGCGUCGCGGCCGCGGUCCUAAUGCGUGGGUUGUGUUCGCCCCUUUACGGAGCCCCUACGUCAGCGCUAUCAGAUGGGGCGCGCCACCUAAUCCCCAGCGCCGGAUAACUGCGGCGGCGGAGGCGCGAGUUAUGGCCGCGGCCGACAUUGGGCCGAAAUGUCCAAACGACGCUCGUAAAAAUUAA
Molecule: messenger RNA, 521 nt
Organism: Gryllus bimaculatus (two-spotted cricket)
Lineage: Eukaryota; Metazoa; Arthropoda; Insecta; Orthoptera; Gryllidae
Source: the annotation of a GenBank genome assembly